AUGGGAUGCAACUAUAGUUCUGAUUAUGAUGAUGACUGGAUAGAGAACCUAGACGAAGUGUGUGACCACUGCAAUUGCCCGAUUCCCCCCCAGUGGGCUAAACUGGUGAGUGUGUGUAGGCGGCGGCAUAGCGUCUGGACGUUGCUGGGGAAGUGGAGUGGAAUGUGAGGAAGAGGGUGUAAUAUUUUUACAUGGUCUCACACAAAAACAUCUCCAAUAUGGAUUUAAUUGAGGUUUCAAUGAAUAUAACUUAUGCAACCAUGGUCUACCUGAAAGGGUGUUGUGCAUGUCAGUGCUUGGGAAUUGGAAAUGUACAUAAUUUGGGGGGAAGUUGGCUUUUGUGUGUGCAAUUCAUUUCACUUCCUUCCUCCCUCUGAAUUACUGGAGAUAUAUUGGUACAGUGCCUUCAGAAUGUAUUCACACCCCUUGCCCUUUUCCACAUUUUGUUGUGUUACAGCCCAAAUUAAAAAUAGAUAAAAUUGAGAUUUUUUUGGUAAUACUGCAAAGAAUGUGGCAAAGCAAUUCACUUUUUGUCCUGAAUACAAAGUGUUAUGUUUGGGGCAAAUCCAAUAAUACACAUUACUGAGUACCACUCUCCAUAUUUUCAAGCAUAGUGGUGGCUGCAUCAUGUUAAAGGUAUGCUUGUAAUCGUUAAGUACUGGGGAGUUUUUCAGGAUAAGCACAGGCAAAAUCCUUGAGGGAAACCUGGUUCAGUAUGCUUUCCUCCAGGCACUGAGAGAUUAAUUCACCGUUCAGCAGGAAAAUAACCUAAAACACAAGGACAAAUCUACACUGGAGUUGCUUACCAAGAAGACAGUGAAUAUUCCUGAGUGGCCGAGUUACAGUUUUGACUAAAAUCUGUUUGAAAAUCUAUGGCAAGACCUGAAAAUGGUUGUCUAGCAAUGAUGAACAACCAAUUUGACAGACCAUGAAGAAUUUUUUAAAGAAUAAUGGGCAAAUGUUGCACAAUCCAGGUGUGGAAAGGUCUUAGAGAGAUGCCCAGAAAGACUUACAGCUGUAAUCACUGCCAAAGGUGAUUCUAACAUGUAUUGACUCAGGGGGUUGAAUACUUAUCUAAUCAAUAUAUAUUACUGUUAUACUUUUCAUUAAUUCUUUACAAAUGUUCACAUUUUUCUUCCACUUUCACAUUACAGAGUAUUUUGUGUAGAUCGUUGACAAAAAAACUGACAAUUAAAUCAAUUUUAAUCCCACUUUGUAACACAACAAAACGUGGAAAAAGUCAAGCGGUGUGAAUACUUUCUGAAGGCACUGUAGAUUACAAAUACAGGAGAAUAGCACAUGUGAAUGCCAUGUUGUUGUGGGCCAAUUUGUUGGCACAAAGUAAACAUUACAUUAAACCUGUUAAAUUAAAUUAAAUCUUAAUCUGGUUAUGACGAAUCUGGAUUUUACCAUAAAUCAAAUUUCCCAUCAUGAUAGUGUAAACCCCCCAGAUUUUUCUGUUUACUGUUCUCAUGCAAAUAACAACUUCAACUUCCAUAUUGUUUGUACACUGAAUGACAACCUUUGAAUUCUUAAGUGGAAACCUAGGUUAUUUUACUGAACCUUAACCUGCUUUGCUCUCAUCAGUACACAGAUCAACUGAUCCCCUACCCCUCUCAUCUCACGCCUCCCUCUUCCCCUCUACCAGGUACGUUCUUAUACAUUAAUAUGUGGGUAAAUAUGUGCCUUCUUCUUGUGGGUCAAAUCUGAUCAUUACUGUUUAUCCUUUCCUAACCCAUGCUGGUUUUGUGUUGUGCAGAUAGCCUGGUGGUUGCCAUAUACAGCUAUGAACCAAACCACAGUGAUGACCUGGGAUUUGAGAAGGGGGAUAAGUUGAAGAUCCUCAAUAAGUAAGAAUAGGGGAGGAUGUGUGAUGAUGCCAUUUACUUUUUAGAGGAUGUGGUAUAUUUGUGUAGUUGUGCAAAGGUGUGUAGUUGUUUGACGGAGCAUGACACAUUGCCAGGGCUUGGAAAGUAGGAUAUAGUGAGAUAGUGUGUGUUAGUUAGAACAGCUAUACUGCAUGUAAGUGUUGUUGUUGUGUGUGUUGUCUAGGGAUGACCCGGAGUGGUUCAUGGCAGAGUCGCUCAUCACAGGCCAGAAGGGCUUCAUCCCAUACAACUUUGUGGCCCCCCUGAACUCCAUGGAGAUGGAG
This is a messenger RNA of Coregonus sp. 'balchen', 2152 nucleotides long. The record is from the annotation of a GenBank genome assembly. Lineage: Eukaryota; Metazoa; Chordata; Actinopteri; Salmoniformes; Salmonidae.